Messenger RNA from Pogonomyrmex barbatus (red harvester ant), 1912 nucleotides. RefSeq lists its product as uncharacterized. The record is from RefSeq and is a predicted model, not a curated record. Lineage: Eukaryota; Metazoa; Arthropoda; Insecta; Hymenoptera; Formicidae. Gene Ontology annotation, biological process: outer dynein arm assembly; cilium movement. Gene Ontology annotation, cellular component: ciliary basal body; ciliary tip; ciliary rootlet.
UAAUCGUGUAUUAAAUUGUUAAUAACUGACAUAGUUACCAGUCCGGUUGCUAUAAUAACUGGAACGCGUAAUUAAUCGGAUAAUGACAAUUUCCUCGCUUGCGUGCGAUGUGACAUUUAAUACUCAAUGCUGCGAUCCAUCAAAGGCCAAGGAACGUCGGGAUAAUGGGUCGUGUCAAAGCUCUUAAAGAGAUACAAGUGGAGACAUGGCUUAUCAAGAACAAAAUAAGCCGAUAUCGUAGAAUUCUGAAAUUGCAUGCACGUGAUAAAAAGCUACAGCUUUCGCAAGCGGUGAGAUUGAAAUCGCUAGUGUCACGAAAGAUCCCAUCCCUGGAAAUAGAUGUAAAGAGAUAUCGUGAAAUCGUCAGUGAUCUCUACGAUGAUGGUAAACAACAUGUACUCAAGUUGUUGAGCGAUGACAGGAGAUUUUACUUGGCGUUUAUUCACCUGAAACCAUCUGAAAUUUAUGCGGCGGUGUAUCAGGAUUGCAGUUUGAAACGACGCCUCCUAGACAAGCUUUACUAUGAGAAAAAAAGAAAAUUGAAGCGAGGUAUCGAAUUACAGCUGGAACACAAUGUUCUUUCGACGGAGCUCGAGGAGCAGAGCGAGGAACCGCCAAACUGCGAGCAGCAACGAUUGGUAGCGCAAUUACAGCGUUCCAUCGCGAAACACAACGCGGCAAAAGAUAUCUAUCUUACGUACUGCUCGAUGCUGAAUAUUCUGAAAAAAGAUGCGAUAUUUUUCGAUAGUCUGAUGAACAUCUUGAAAGAAAAUCAAUCGUCCCAAUGUAAAGAUAUGAUGAGAGUGAUAGUGAUGGGUCAAUUGGCGGCGGAAAAUCUAGAUGACAUCAGACAGAAAUAUAAACGAAUGUCUCGGAUUAUCCUGCAUAACAUGAAGAUCAGAGAACAAAUGUUGAAUACUGUACGCUCUCAGGUGAAGGAUCUGUGGGCUUUCGCGCAGUCAUUGGUGCGUGUCGAGAGCGAUCACAUUUUCGCGAAGAAAGAUAUCGACAUGUUCGCUAAUAAAAUAUUAGAAAAUCAAUUAGCGCAAUUGGAAGAUAUUUGCGCACAAGUGACAGAUGCUUUACUCGUGCGAUCGUAUCAUGACCUGUUAUCAAGACUUGAAAAUCAGUUCGAACAGAAGAGAGCUUUGCUAGCACGAUUGGACGUCAAUAUAAAGAAUCGUGACACUUUGUUGAAUACAAAAAUUCAAGCUCUGCACGUUCUGGAAACUCUCAAGCAUUCCACAAAAGCAAUAGAACAGCACAAGAUAAAUGAUGCACAUGAUAUGUUAGAGCAACUCGAAAUCGAGAAAAAACGUGAAAAAGACCUCAAAGAACAGAUAAAAACUUGUGGCGAAUUACUUAUGAAUAUCAGAGCGGCCUUACAGAGUAUGAACACAAUAUUGCUCUUCGUCAAACCCAUCAGUAAGAUUGUAAAGAAACCAGUUAAAGAUGGAAAUAAGAAGGAGAUGAUGAUAACCAAUGAUAAAGAAGAGGUGGAAGAAGAGCUCGAAAAAGUGGACACCGAUGUCUUGGUGUUGCUGUCGAAAGUCAGCCGAAAGGUUGGCAUUCUCUUCGAAAUUAGUACUAACUUUGAUCUCCAUCUGGAGAAAGAGGAUGAAGCCCGGGAUCGCUAUCAUACCUACGUAUCAAAUUACAGUUCCGGCUUGAUAUUCGGAACCGGUGAAGAGGAACCGAUUGGGUUACUGGUUGAGCACGAGAUAAUCGAUGUUACUGUCCCGACGCGGGCAGAUAUCAAGCAACAUAGUAGACAGGUUUUAGAAGCGCAUCUAAAACCAGAAUAAAUAUUUGUCAUGUCAGGUCUCAUUACAAUAAAAAUGUGAUGAUUGAAAACAGUUUCUAUUUAUUGUACAAUAUGCUGCAUUAUCAAUAGAAAUCAAUUUAGUAUUCA